Amorphotheca resinae ATCC 22711 is the source of this 897-nucleotide messenger RNA. RefSeq lists its product as hypothetical. The transcript has a single exon. Bases 1 to 897 code for a protein of 298 amino acids. Lineage: Eukaryota; Fungi; Ascomycota; Leotiomycetes; Helotiales; Amorphothecaceae. The record is from RefSeq and is a predicted model, not a curated record.
AUGUCCCCUGCGACGGCCUCCUUCCCCCCAAAUGAUCCAUUCCCCAUCCCGUGGCUCCUCGAGCUCCCCGAGGAUGCCGUCUAUUCUCUGCGCAAACACGACCUUCGCAAGGCCUUCCUGACCCUCCGCGAAUAUGCUCUCAACCCGUACCCAUUGACCGACAAUCCCUCCCCCUCGGCCCCCGCCAAUCCUCCCCCCAAUCCCUCGAGUUCAGCAGAUCUCCCGUUGUUCUUGCGCCUGCCACUCGAGAUCCGAGAGAUGAUCUAUCGCCAUCUUCUUGCUCCCCCUUCACCCAGCCCAAUCCGUGGUCCCCAUCCCCGCCAACUGCAGACCAAUAUCUGCUUGUCGCAGUCCUUCCCUCCCAGCCUCCUCCUCCUGAACCACCAGAUCCGCCACGAGGCCCUCCCGUUAAUCUAUGGCUCGCCCACCCAGACCGUGUACAUAACCGUCGACUAUAAUGUAUGGGUCCACAAGACUCGCCGUUCAGACCUGAUCCUCUCCUCGGCCCUCACAUCCGCCAUUAAACACCUCCAUCUGUCCAUCCACCUUGGUUCCGAGAAGCGGAACAAUAAACCAGGCGAUAUCGAGGCCGACGCCAGAAUCAUGGAGGUGAAGAAGGGCGUCAAGAAAUUAAGAAAAUGGUUGGCGGGGGCCGACAUUCAGAGUCUGAAAAUCAGUUGGCAGGAACCGCCCCAGACGUACACGUGGGAGCAGAAAAGAGAUGUCUUGGAUGGGCUGAAGGGCAUGAGGGCGUUGAAGGUAGAUGCAGGCCAAAUAAACUGGGGCUUGAAUUGGAACAAGGGGAGGAAGUUUAGAUUUGAUGUUGAGUAUUUCAGGGAGCUGGAAAGGGGGCGUCAAGAGGCCGCCGGGUCAGAUGCUUUGACGCUGACCAAGUGA